GAUUCCAACCUAACAUUAAAAAUGACCGAAACUGAAAUUUUCCAAAUUUUGUUGAAACGCGAAACCGAUAUAGAUUUCCCUAAACAACGAAGCGAAGCGAUUAAUGUAAUUGCUGAAAAAUUGACUGAUAUAAUUUACGAAUCUUAUCAAAACGGAUCUAAUAACAGUUCUACUAACAAUAGGAUCAAAACUCUAAAAUUCAUUAAUAAAAUUUGUCAAAUUCGACUGCACCAUUCUUAUGAAAAUUAUAUGAAAUGCUCGUUAAAGGAAAUCAAAAAAUCAUUUGAUACAGUGGAAAGCGAAGAUAUGAUAAACUUCAACAAAAAUAUAGCCGAUAAUUUAAAGAAGUAUAAGGACAAUGUGUUUUAUAAAAAUGUGGAUGAGUACUAUACGAGGAAGAUCGAGAAAGAAAAAGCGUACGCUAGGAAAAGAGGAAUGAUAGACGAAGAUAUGCGAGAGAAACUUGGAAAAAAGUAUCAUAUGCAAGUGAGGAAAAAAUAUUCAUUCGGAACGAACAAAAAACAUUUGAAAAAAUUAUUAGAAAGUGAAUCUUGUGAUAACCAAAAAAAUGAGGAAGACAUCUGUGAUAGCGACAAGAUCGUUAAAUUGGGUUAUACAAUGCUCAAUUUAGGGAAAAUGGAUAUUUUGGAAAGGAUAAUACAACAGAUUUCUUAUGUUGACAAGUUUAAUGAAUUGGAAAGCAAUUUUUUGCGAUAUAUUUGGAUGUCACAAAUAUGUUCAGUUGAUAUUUUUGUUGAAAAGAAUCUCGAUAUUUUUUAUUUUAUCAUAGAAGAAACUCUAUUGAAAUGCACAACUCAUUUGUUAGGUUUGGAACGAGAAGAAGAGAUCAGAAGAUAUUUGUCGGAGCUGGAAAAUGAAUGCAGCUUUAGAAGAAUUAAAAAAAUCUGCGGUGCUCAUUUGAAUUGUCGAUUGAAGCUUCAAACUCUAUUAUAUGAAUUAUAUUGUAUGAGUUUUUGUAACGCGAAUGUACUAAAACUUUGUGAAUUGAUUAAAUAAUUGUAUUGAAUCGUAAUAUGGUUUCCCUGACAACCCUCUGGUAGUUUGAUCAAUGAAAUCGCGGAUUUUUUAGACUAAAAAUGUUGGAUCUUGGAAAACGAAUCAGUGGGCCUUUUCUAACAAAGACUGAGUUAGAUAGACUCGAAAAGGGGGCAAAGGUUAUGACCGUCCGAGAUAAAAUGAGGAUGCUGGAAGAAGCCGAACGGCGAGAAAAUCAAAUCCGACAAGAGAGUUUGAACAGAAAGAGUCAAUUGUUGCAAGCCCGAAAAAUACGGCCCCUUAUACCCGGAAGCAAACUAGAGGAAGUAGAAACGGAAGCGGCGCAUAAAAAUCUGUGUUUAAUCAGAAGAUCGGAGGAAUUGAUGAUGGAACGAAAUGAUAAAGUUAAACAGGCCAACAGGAUAAUUUUGGCGACGAAAUGUCGAGCUAUUAGAAACGCGCAAACUAUCGAAAAAAAGUUGAUUGAGAAACAAAUGCGGGAAGAGAAUCAAAAAUUGGACGCGAUGAUGGAACGAGUUGUACGCGAAAAUAUUACGUUGGAAGAAAAUCGACGAACUGCUGCCGAAGUCGAAAAGAAAAAGUAUGUCAAAGAAAUUGAGAAGCAGGUGAGAGAAAACGAAAUGUAUCGAAUGUUGGAAGCCGCAAAAAUCGAAGAAGAGAGCAGGAUGAUGAACGAGGCUUUCGAGGCUCGGCGACGCGAAGAGGAAUCGAAAGUUAUGGAGAAAAAGAAUAUUCAAUCGAGGUUAAAAGAUGAAUUCGAACGAGCUAACGAAAGUUCAAGGCGUUACAAAUCUUUAAGAGAAGAACAAGAUCGAUUAUCCGACAUGAUGAUUGCGGAAUUUAUGAGGAUGAAGAAGGAUCGCGAAGAAGCCUUGCAAAAGGAAAAGGAUUUAGUCAAAUUGGCUAGAGAAAAAAACGUAGCGAAGCUUGCGGUGGAUCAAAUCAAAAGACGAAACAUGAAAGCUACAAUGGACGAAUUGAAUGCCGUUAGAGCGCAAGAAGAGAAAGAGAAGGAAUGGAGAGAAAAAGAGAGAAAGGAAGUGCUGAGAAGGCGGAAAGUUGUGGAAGAUUUGAAGGAAUCCAGAAACAAGCAAAUAGAGGAUAUAAGAAAGGCCCAAGCUGUCGCGUUAGCCAGAGAAGAAGAAUCUUUGAAUAAAGUUUUGAUGAUGCAAAAGAUGCUGCUAGAUUUGGAAUUGAAAAAAAUUGAACGGCGUAAAGAAGAAAGCGAAAAACACAAGGAAUUUAUUUUGAAGCAAAUCGAGGAGAAAGAAGCGUCGAGAAACAAAUAUCAACAAGAGAAAUACGAAAGUGGUAAAGCUCAGCUGCUAGAAUCGGCUAAAAACGACGAACAAGUGCGGGAUUAUUUGAAUUGUAAGAUUAAUAAAUUGAGGGAAAUCCACAUUCCGGAAAACUAUAUCAAGGAUAUAGAAAGGCAAAUUAAAUUGAUAAAAUGAAAGUUUUCUUACUAUUAAAACUUUUUCAACUAA
Diorhabda carinulata is the source of this 2504-nucleotide messenger RNA. Its product is annotated as cilia- and flagella-associated protein 45-like. NCBI's taxonomy places the organism in Eukaryota, Metazoa, Arthropoda, Insecta, Coleoptera, Chrysomelidae. The coding region runs from base 1098 to 2471 and encodes 457 amino acids. The transcript has 10 exons. The record is from RefSeq and is a predicted model, not a curated record.